Molecule: messenger RNA, 2196 nt
Organism: Plasmodium cynomolgi strain B
Lineage: Eukaryota; Apicomplexa; Aconoidasida; Haemosporida; Plasmodiidae
Exons: 2
Coding region: 1-2196 (731 amino acids)
Molecular function (GO): protein binding
Source: RefSeq, a predicted model, not a curated record
AUGGCUCAGUCUCACGUAGAAAUUGCCAAGCAGCUGAAACACAACUCGGAGGAGAUAAAGGAGUACUUCGAGGACCUGUACGCGUGGCAAAGCGAAGUUAGCAAAGAGGUUGUAGAUCCUAAGGGUGCCAGCAUUCACGGGGGAACAAAGUGGAGAGGAAAUAAUAAUGCUCUAAAGAGGGACCACAACUCGCUGGAGAGCUACUACAAUGCGUGGGACAAACUCAAAAUAGACGAUAUUGAUAAUAACGAAGAGGGGCCAGCUAUCCAUCGUGGAGGAUGCAGUGGGGAGGCACACGAGGAAACGGAAAGGGGAGGACAUUCUGAGGGGGCAUUUCAUAGAGCGAGGAAGACAGAAGAAUUAGCCCCUACUGUUGAGACAGAAAGAAGAAAAAACACCAACAUCUGCAACAGUAGCUUCGGCAAAGCGCAAAAAGAAGGUGGGAUAAGUGAAAGUACCAAUUGUGUCCUCAACGAACGAAACGAAGAAGACCGGUUAGUGAAUCUCCGAUCCAAAGUUCACGAUAUGUACCUCUCCAAAAACGAAGAAGGAAAAAUAAACUACCAAAACAAAAGGUACAAUAAAUGCUUAGAAAAUUACAAUGACCUAAUUAACUACAUCGAUUUUGAACUAAGCAACAAUAAUAUAUUUUUACAGAUCGAACAAAAUCUAGAUAAUGAGUUAUACCUAGAUGUAUUCUCCCACAAAAAACAAAUUUUUGUGAACAAAAAUAUCGAACAGUUAAGCAUUCUUAGGACUAAAGUUCUUGUAAAUAGAUCAUUAGUAUAUCAGAGGUUGUUUUCCUAUUUUGAAAGCAUCAAUGAUUGUUCUUCCAUAAUUUUAUUUUACAAUUAUUUUUUGCCUGAGCAUAAAAAUUGCACUAACUACUGCAUAGGUAUGAAUUCCCUCACGGUGAAUGUUAAGUAUGUUCUUUUCAAGGCAUACUACUUAAGGGGGAUGGCAAGAUAUAAGCUAAAAAUUUAUAAAUUUUCCCUUAAGGAUUUUAAAUCUUCCAAAGAGUAUGCAAAGGAUAUGAACUGCUGUUCUACUCUCAAUAUUGAGAAAUCGAUUCAGCUGCUACAAAAUGUGAUAACACAAAAUGAUGCUAAAAGACGGGCGAGGAGACAAGCUGAGUACACAUCUACCCUUCUAGAGAGAUACAAACUAAAGCCAAGGCUGUUAACUAUUCAACUUAUAUCAAGAGAGCACACUGAGGAUGUGAUUCCCUUGGAAAAUAAUAGCAAUGGUGUUAAGUGCCUCACGGGGGUGUCAAACGCGGAGGAGCCAAGUACGGGGUGUGCAUCUGUGGGGUGGAAUUCCCCUUGUGAGGAAAGGAAAUAUCUACGGCAUUUCGCUCAAGGGGGAAACCCUCGAGAGGUGGAUAGUGGGGGUACUGCCCCGGUGCGAAGAAACAGCAACGUGGAAGCAGCGCCUGAGGGGGAGCACAACAAUGUGGGGCAUAGAGACAGGAACAUCUUAAGGGAUAGCCACAUGGAUAACCAUGCAGAUAGCCACCACGACACGGACAGCAGCCUCACUCUGAGCGAGAGCACCGUGCUGAGCGACGUGGAAGAAACGAAACCGCCCCUGCUCACCAUGUUCAGCGGAGCAAGCCUCGGGAAAAACAAAAUUAAAAAUAAGAUAAGCUUCGAACUCCUUUGGAAUUCAAAUGAAAUAAAAAGCAACUUUAAAAAACAAAUCGAUAUUCUCAAAACUGCUUUUUUGGAAGAAGGCAUAUUCGAGUUCAACCUCGAUAGGGACAUUUACGUAGAUAUACUCGACUCCCUGUUUAAAAAUAACUUCCUGUCCUUGUUUGAAAAUGUGGAUAACGAGGAGGGCAUAAAAAUAAAGUUGCAGAGAGGCGCCUGCGCAGGGCUUUCUCCCAAUGCUGAUGGGGAAACAAAUAAAACUGCCCAGUCACCUUCAAACGGAGAAUUGGCGAAUGUACAAGAAAGGGAAGAUGCCGGAGAAUUGCUAAACUGUGCCGAGUGCGUAGUGCUCAUAGAUAUAUUGUACCUCCUCACCAACGGUGGAAAGGAAAACUAUGUCCUCCUCUUUGUCGACAAAAAGGAAAGAACAUUGUUGCUAACGUUUUACAACUUUAUUUUGAAGUAUACAAAUGUGUUCCUCUGCAAUGAAAACUGCCUAAAGGAGAAGACUCUUCUGUUGAAGGGGUUGCUCGAAAGGAUAUCUUAA